AUGCCUAUGUGGAAAGGGAAAGGAGAAAUUGCUGACUGCACUUCGUACAGGCCUAUACGACUGCUGUGCCAUACGAUGAAGGUCUUUGAGCGUGUCCUGGAGGCUCGUCUGAGGAAAAUUGUCAGCGCUUCACUCAACCAGUGCGGUUUUCUGAAAGAUUGGAGCACUAUAGAUGCUAUCCAUGCUGUCCGUAUCCUUCUGGAGAAACAUCGAGAGAAGAACCGCAGUGUGCGUCUUGCUUUUCUCGAUCUCGAGAAAGCUUUCGAUCGUAUCCCACAUGAGCUGUUAUGGAUGUCCAUGAGGUCGCAUAGAGUACCAGAAGAAUAUGUGCGGUGGACAAAGCUGCUUUAUGCGAAGCCCACCAGCCUUGUCCGAUGUGCUGCUGGAACAAGCAUGCCAUUCCCUGUACAAGUAGGGGUUCAUCAGGGUUCAUCCCUGUCACCUCUGCUGUUCAUACUGUGCAUGGACACGAUAACGAAGGAAAUCCGGAAGCAGCAUCCGUGGACUCUACUCUUUGCCGACGAUGUCAUGCUCGUCUCGAGAUGA
Necator americanus (New World hookworm) is the source of this 546-nucleotide messenger RNA. RefSeq lists its product as uncharacterized. The record is from RefSeq and is a predicted model, not a curated record. The transcript has a single exon. The coding region runs from base 1 to 546 and encodes 181 amino acids. Lineage: Eukaryota; Metazoa; Nematoda; Chromadorea; Rhabditida; Ancylostomatidae.